UACUCUUUUUUCUCUUCUGUCACCCUUGCAUCUCAAAAUCCACCUUACAUCUUAUAGCACAGUUGCCAUUAGAUGUUGUUGAGACUCCAUCUCCCAUUGCCCUGGACCAUUGGCAACACUAGCUGGGAGUGGUGGGUGCUGGAGUUCGAUGAUAUUUAGAGAGAUACAGCUUCAUAAUGUUGUCCUCUGUCCUCUACUGAGCUCCGGUCUUUGAACACUUCCUCAAGGUUGUAGGAAUUGUAUUUCAGCAGCCAGUUACUUAGUAACUUAACUUCUUUUCCCACACAUAUCCCUUGCCUAGUGCUGUGGGCAGCCCAUUGAUCUCAGUGGAGCGCUCUCUGGAAUAGCUAUACUCAACAUUCCCAGCAUGCAUGGAGGCUCCAACCUCUGGGGUGAGACCAAAAGACCUUUGGGGGAGGCAGCAGCACGAAGCACAGCAGGCGGAGCAGCACAGCCCCAAGUCAUCACUGAUGCUGAAAUCCUAAAGAACUGUGUACAAGACUUAGGUGAUUGUCGGAUGGAGGUGGUAGGCCUGGAGGGUGUGAUCGAGAUGGGGCAAAUCUACACCGGACUGAAGAGUGCAGGCAAACGCCUAGCCAAGUGCUCAGAGAUCACGCUGCG
Messenger RNA from Anolis sagrei ordinatus, 621 nucleotides. The record is from RefSeq and is a predicted model, not a curated record. Lineage: Eukaryota; Metazoa; Chordata; Lepidosauria; Squamata; Anolidae.